This is a messenger RNA of Agelaius phoeniceus (red-winged blackbird), 2175 nucleotides long. RefSeq names its product syntaxin 7 (gene STX7). The record is from RefSeq and is a predicted model, not a curated record. Gene Ontology annotation, molecular function: SNAP receptor activity; SNARE binding. Gene Ontology annotation, cellular component: membrane; synaptic vesicle; endomembrane system. Lineage: Eukaryota; Metazoa; Chordata; Aves; Passeriformes; Icteridae. Gene Ontology annotation, biological process: intracellular protein transport; vesicle fusion; vesicle-mediated transport.
GGGAGCGGGUUCGCCGGGGCCGGGUAGAGACUGUCUGUCAUUUUCCUGUUGUGGAUGACUGUGACAGCAGAUCUACUCAGCCAUGUCGUACGGACCAGGUUUUGGGGAUCCUAAUCAACUAGCCCAACGCAUAACUUCUAACAUCCAGAAGAUCACACAAUGCUCUGCUGAAAUACAAAGAAUACUCCAUCAGCUUGGAACACCACAGGACACGCCUGAGUUGAGGCAACAGCUGCAACAGAAGCAGCAAUACACCAACCAACUUGCCAAAGAAACUGACAAAUACAUUAAAGAGUUUGGAUCUUUGCCUGCAACAAGUGAACAGCGUCAAAGAAAGAUACAGAAAGAUCGUCUUGUGGGAGAGUUCACCACAGCACUAACAAAUUUCCAAAGACUCCAAAGGCAAGCUGCUGAGAAGGAAAAAGACUUUGUAGCCAGAGUAAGAGCCAGCUCAAGGGUGUCUGGUGGGGCUCCAGAAGAUAACUACAAAGAAGGAACACUUGUCUCUUGGGACAGCCAACCACAAACACAAGUGCAAGAUGAAGAAAUUACAGAAGAUGACCUCCGUCUUAUUGAGGAGAGGGAAUCUUCCAUUAGGCAGCUUGAAGCUGAUAUUAUGGACAUCAAUGAAAUUUUCAAAGAUCUAGGAAUGAUGAUUCAUGAACAAGGUGAUGUAAUAGACAGCAUAGAAGCCAAUGUGGAAAGUGCAGAUGUACAUGUGCAGCAAGCAAACCAGCAGCUGUCAAGAGCAGCAAACUACCAGCAAAAAUCCCGAAAGAAGAUGUGCAUACUCAUUAUUAUACUUGCUGUUGGAGCAUUGCUUGUUGGAGUCAUCAUAUGGUUAAUUGCAAGAUAAGUCUCUGGAGAAAGCUUUGUAAUUUGUAUUUAAAUUAGGAAAUUCAUAGUCAUGGUUUGCUCAUUGUGAAGCUGAGUAAAAUAGUGGUUCUGUAUUUCAUCACGCUUACUUUUUUUAUAAGACUUUUUGUUUUAACCUGAGAAGUAAUGUUCUCAGUACUGCCAUCAGUAUAGCUGCCUGGCCUCUCAGAUGUGGGUGCUGUCUUACCAGGAAAAUAACAGUCAAGAUCAUAAACUGUUCUGUUAAUUUAAACAUGAAACAUCUUAAAGUUUAGGGGGCUAAUCAAAGUAAGGAUAACUUGUGUUGACAGGGUGGGUAAUUAUCUUUUGGGGUAUUGCUAAAUGUUGCUGCCAAAACAAACUCCUGAAUUGUUGCUUGAGGCAACAAAUUCACAUCUCAGAAUUUAUUUUUAAGUUAGAAAUAUAUUUCUUCUCUUUCCCUUCCAUCGCAUUCACCUACCCAUUUGAUAUGGGUAGUUCAAACAUACAACAUAGGUUGCUGAAGUUGAUGUGAUCUCUCUUUUAUACCUGAAGCCUGUGAAUUAAGCCUUCAGUUUGCUUGAGAUCUUUUAAAUGUUCCAUUUAUCUCUAUAUCUGGCAUCAAGUAUGGUUAUGUCUGGAAGCCUCCUGGAAAGGUAGGGAGGUUGAAUGAUGUAGUUAUGUGAAUUUUUUUUCCAGUCCUUGCAUUAGGAAAUACUGUGUUUUAUUGCACACAUCUGGUAUCUUUGCAUCUGAAGUGUGCAUGAGUGCAUUUGGUUAGACAAAAAUAUGCUCUAGUCUGUGACUUCAUAGACUUACUGGGAAGAAUAGAAAUUCCCAACUUCCUAGCUGCACUUGAAUGUCACUGUUCUGAAACUGCUGUGAUUUAGUUUCCAUGAACAGGUACAAAGUUGAAUGUGAUGUCUUUCACACAGCUUAAGAAAAGAAGAUUAGAAGUUCAAUUCCAAGUUCAACACUGGUAUUUGAAAUUAAGUUAAAAUCAGUUGAACUGACUGAAAGCAUUUAAAAAGUUUGAUGGUUAUAGCCUUUAAAAUGACCUUUUUUCCUUUUGUGCCAUUUUGUACUAAUAUAUUAAAAAUGUAAAACCACUUUUUUGCCAAUUAAUCUAUUUGCCUUUUUACUUAAUCUUGAUUAACUAAUCUGAAAAGUGUACAGAUAAAAAAGUCACUUAAUCUGUAUUUUAUAGAGUUCCUCCAUACCAGAAUGAUAGAGAAUACACUGUGUACAUGGUGAGCUAUGAAAUAUUAUUUGGGAAGAAUCUAACUGUAAGCAUAAAUGAAUUGUAACCAUGCAACCAAAAUAAAGGCCUUUUAAAGAGUG